Pongo pygmaeus (Bornean orangutan) is the source of this 1039-nucleotide messenger RNA. RefSeq names its product testis expressed 26 (gene TEX26). The coding region runs from base 64 to 930 and encodes 288 amino acids. The transcript is spliced from 7 exons. Gene Ontology annotation, cellular component: cytoplasm. The record is from RefSeq and is a predicted model, not a curated record. NCBI's taxonomy places the organism in Eukaryota, Metazoa, Chordata, Mammalia, Primates, Hominidae.
CGCCGCUCCCGCAAGCGCUGAGAUAGCUGGAGCCGGGGCCCCGCGGCCGCCUCCUCGGGCAGAAUGGAACAGCCUGGGCCCAGGGCUCCGGAUCCCUCUCUCUGCCACCACAACCUCCAGCCAAGUGACCCCAACUGGGAUUCCUAUGCUACCACUAUGAGGACUGCAUUCACGCCUAAAACAGGAGCAGUGCCUGCCUUAAUUCGCCAAAACGGUAUCAGAAGAUUAGGAUAUACAUAUUCACUUAGUGAUCCUAUUCUCAAUCAGACACAAUAUAGUGAUGAGUACACUUGGAAAUCACACUCUAAAGAAGAUUUGAUCAAAACUGAGACUUCAAGAGGAAUCAAGAGCCACAAAUCUCAUCUCAAUGAAGACAUUUUCCUGUGGACACUACCUCACUGUCAACAAACGGGGACACUAAACAACUGCCUCCCUUGGAAAAUCCCUGCUUCAAUGAAAGAAGUUAACAAGGCACUAUCAAAUCAGUUUAUUUCCCUUACUAAGAGAGACUUUGUGGACAGAUCAAAAGCUCAGAAGAGUAAGAAAAGUUCUCACUUGUCUCUGGAAUGGAAAAAGUUACUUCCCCAACCUCCAGACACUGAAUUCCGAAGGAAUUACCAAAUUCCAGCUAAAAUUCCUGAGCUUCAAGAUUUCAGUUUCAAAUAUGGAUGCUACUCAAGCUUGCCCAUUGCUUCUCAGGGUCUAGUGCCUUCUGUACUGCACAGCUACCUGAGGAACCAAAAGCACACGAAGAAACAGACCACAUACCAAAGUGACUAUGACAAAACCUACCCAGAUUUCUUAAUGCUUUUAAACUCAUUUACUUCCUCUCAAGUCAAAGAGUAUCUUCAGAGUCUUUCCUACAAAGAUAGACAAAUUAUUGAUCGCUUUAUUCGUACUCACUGUGACACUAACAAAAAGAAGAAAUGAAAAGGGAAAAUAGUACAAAUGAAGAAAAUCUGAAAAUCAAUGGAAGCACGAGGACAUUCCUAGUCAUUUUCUCAAUUAUCAAGGAAAAAUAAGAUGCAAAUAGCUUCAA